Molecule: messenger RNA, 2415 nt
Organism: Lynx canadensis (Canada lynx)
Lineage: Eukaryota; Metazoa; Chordata; Mammalia; Carnivora; Felidae
Gene: ZNF304
Product: zinc finger protein 304
Exons: 3
Coding region: 355-2334 (659 amino acids)
Biological process (GO): regulation of transcription by RNA polymerase II
Molecular function (GO): RNA polymerase II cis-regulatory region sequence-specific DNA binding; DNA-binding transcription factor activity, RNA polymerase II-specific
Source: RefSeq, a predicted model, not a curated record
GAGUCUGGGGCGGGGCGAGCUUCCCGCGCGGCUCUUCGGAACCGAGCCCGGAAGGACGGUACUGUACGCGCCUUUGUUACUCUCCAUGAGCCCCGUCGUGGGACCGGCGGCCUUGCGCGGAGGUGUCGGCUGGAGCUGCGCCCUUCCCGGGGCCUUCGCAUACGCGCGCUGCCCUCGGACGCCCCGGCCGCGGUACCCUGAGCUGUGCGCGUUUGUACCCGGGGGAGACGGGCUGGGAGCGCGACAGUCGUCCCGCGGGCAUCGUGCCUAGUGGAGCUUUGGGGUUCCGGCUGAGCCCGCAGGGCCUGCCCGCUUUGCCCGCUUCUCACCACCCGGUUCUGCUCACGGGAUCCCAUGGAGGCUGCGGCGCGGACCGACGGGGCUCAGGGCUGUGUGACCUUUGAGGAUGUGUUCGUGUACUUCUCGCGGGAGGAGUGGGAGCUCCUUGAGGAGGCUCAGAGACUCCUGUACCGUGAUGUGAUGCUGGAGAAUUUUGCACUGGUGGCCUCAUUGGAUGGUUGGCGUGAAGCAGACAACGGGGAGACGCCUGAGCAGAACGUUUUUGUCGGCGUGUCGCAGCUCAGGACUCCCGAGUCAGGUCUGUUCAUCCAGAAAGCCCACCCGUGUGAGGUGUGUGAUCCACUCUUAAGAGACAUUUUGAACUUGGUGGAACGCCAGGGAUCACCCCCCUUGCAGAAGCCGUACACACGUGGCCCGUGUGGGAGAGGAUUCUUACUCAGUGAGGACUUUUACCGGCACCAGAAGCGAUGCAGUGGAGAGGAUCUCUUCGGAGGGGACGCUGAUGGGGCCUCAUACGUGAAGAGCUAUGCAGUCCACGUGCCAGGGAAACCCUGUACUUGCAGGGAGGAGGGGAUGGACUUUCUGGGCAGCUCUGGCCUCUUCCAGUGCCCUACCACCAGCAAUGGGAUGAUUCCGUACAAAAGGACUGAGUGCAUGGAAUCUUUCCCAGCCGGCUCCGGUGUCGGCCGGCAGCAGACAGACCAUGAUGGACUGGUGCUCUUCAGUUGCACCGACAGCAAGAAAGCCUUCCUGAACACCUUUACUCUCCUCGGCAGCCAGGUAAGUCAGACUGAAGUAAGACCCUUUCGAUGCCCGCCAUGUGGAAAUAUGUCCAAGGAGAAAUCAGCUCUUAUCAGUCACAGAAAAAUUCACAGCGGAGAAGCAUCGCAUGUGUGUAAAGAGUGUGGAAAGGCCUUCAUUCACCUGUCUCACCUAAAAAUGCACCAGAAAUUUCACACUGGAAAAAGACAUUACACAUGCAGUGAAUGCGGGAAGGCCUUCAGCCGCAAAGACACACUUGUUCAGCACCAGAGAGUCCACACUGGAGAAAGGUCUUACGACUGCAGUGAGUGUGGAAAAGCCUAUAGCAGAAGCUCCCACCUUGUUCAGCACCAGAGAAUUCACACCGGAGAAAGACCUUACAAGUGCAGUGAGUGUGGAAAGGCCUUCAGCCGGAAAGACACACUUGUGCAACACCAGAGGUUUCACACUGGAGAGAGGCCUUACGAGUGCAGUGAGUGUGGGAAGUUCUUUAGCCAAAGCUCCCACCUUAUCGAGCACUGGAGAAUUCACACUGGGGCAAGGCCUUAUGAAUGCAUUGAAUGUGGAAAGUUUUUUAGCCAUAACUCAAGCCUCAUCAAACAUCGGAGAGUCCACACGGGAGCAAGGUCUUACGUGUGCAGCAAAUGUGGGAAAGCUUUCAGCUGCAAAGACACGCUUGUUCAGCACCAGAUAAUUCACACUGGAGCCAGGCCUUAUGAGUGCAGCGAGUGUGGGAAAGCCUUUAGCCGUAAAGACACACUUGUGCAGCACCAGAAAAUCCACACCGGAGAAAGGCCUUAUGAGUGCGGUGAAUGUGGGAAAUUUUUUAGCCAUAGCUCCAACCUUAUUGUACACCAGAGAAUCCACACUGGAGCGAAGCCUUAUGAGUGCACAGAAUGUGGAAAAUGCUUCAGCCACAAUUCCAGCCUCAUUCUACACCAGAGGGUUCACACCGGCGCAAGGCCUUACGUGUGCAGCGAAUGUGGAAAAGCCUACAUCAGCAGCUCCCACCUUGUUCAGCACAAGAAAGUUCACACUGGAGCCAGACCUUACGAGUGCAGCGAAUGUGGGAAAUUCUUCAGCCGAAACUCUAGCCUCAUUCUCCACCAGAGGGUUCACACUGGAGAAAAGCCUUACGUGUGCAGCGAAUGCGGGAAAGCCUACAGCAGAAGUUCCCAUCUUGUCCGGCACCAGAGGGUUCACACUGGAGAAAAGCCUCACGAAUGCAACAGUUUCGGUGCUCCUUCAGCUACACCUCUUAAACUUGUUUAGCAUGAGAAAGUUCACACUGGAGAAAGGCGUUAUGAAUGCAGAAGAUGUGCUGUCUCCUUGUUCGACCUAAUAGGACUCACA